AUGUCUUCUCCAUCUACUGUUUAUCUUAUCACUGGCGCCAACCGUCCACGUGGUGUUGGUACGAUCACCUUCCUUCUCGAUGCGUUCGUUUACGCAACUGCCAGGGAUCCGAGCAAGGCCCCGGCGCUUGACGAACUCAAGAAGAAAUAUCCCUCCAGACUAGCGAUUGUCAAGUGGGUUGCCGCGGAUGUCGAAGGCAAUAAGGCUUUGGCAAAAGAAAUCGAAGAGCGUCAUGGAAGGGUGGACACCGUUAUCGGAAAUGCCAGCUUGCUUGCGGGAAAUAAUAGAGUAAAUGACGUCCUCGUUAGUGAUCUGGAGGACCAUUUCAAGGCUAAUGUACUUGGCCCGGUCGUACUAUUCCAAGCUCUGUACAACCUGUUGAAGAAAAGCAAGCAGCCUCGCUUCGUGCCUAUCAGUAGUCUUGUUGGAUCAAUUUCGGAGCCAACUAUAUCUCUCGAUAUGAGGAAUACCCCAUACGCGUCCAGCAAAGCGACUUUGAACUGGAUUACCCGUAAAAUCCACUACGAAAACGAGUGGCUCAUUACAUUUCCUCUCUCUCCAGGCGGUGUCGACACAGAUAUGUUUGACUAUAGCAAAGAGACAGAUGCAUCCGGAGCUCUGCAAGCCGUCAUUCAGACAUAUGGAGAAUUUCCAACUGCAGAUAAGGUUGCUGUUCUUUUGUUGAACAUUAUCGACGAGUCGACUAGGGAAAAAGAUGGAGGGCAAUUCAUCAAUGUUGACGGAAGCAGGGCGUCCUGGUAA
Messenger RNA from Psilocybe cubensis, 762 nucleotides. RefSeq lists its product as uncharacterized. The transcript has 6 exons. Bases 1 to 762 code for a protein of 253 amino acids. The record is from RefSeq and is a predicted model, not a curated record. Lineage: Eukaryota; Fungi; Basidiomycota; Agaricomycetes; Agaricales; Agrocybaceae.